UUCUUUUACCAGUCAUUUGGAUGUAACAGCUGUGAACACACGCUACAAGAAGUUGUGACAAAACCCCAGCUGUUUGUUGGAGCUUUGAAGCGACUGCAUUUCUUGCAGAGGAAGCAUCUGGCUGCUGCUCCCUUCGCUCCCCGGUGAGAGAAAGCCGGCUAAAAAUUCUUCGCUGUGGCUGUGUGUCGUAUUCAACACAGUCAGUCUCUCUCUUUCUCUCUCUCUCCCUUUCUCUCCUCACUCAGACACACACAACUCAGCAUCGCCACUGGCACGACUCAUAAAUCCACCCGUUUUAUGCUCCUCAGUCCUUCAGAGCCACUUGGAGGGAGGAUUUGUGUAACAGCUCCGGUUAGAGGUUUGUUCCAAAAAUGGUGUGCAGAUAGAGUGAGGAUUAUUCAGAGUUCAGCGGCAAUGAACAGGAUGAACAUGUCGACGUACCAGGAGGAGGAGCUGCUGGGUAACUCCACCUGGACUUUCUCCUACCAUCACCAGAACAACACCCCCACCCCGCCACUGCUGCAGGACCAGGCCUCCACCCUCAAACCCGCAGCCUGUGAACAGGUCCACAUUGCUGUGGAGGUGUUUCUGAUCCUGGGGAUCAUCUCACUGCUGGAAAACAUCAUGGUCAUCACGGCAAUAGUGAAGAACAAGAACCUCCACUCACCCAUGUACUUUUUUGUCUGCAGUCUGGCUGUGGCAGACAUGCUGGUGAGCGUGUCCAAUGCAUGGGAGACCAUCAUCAUUUACCUGCUGAACAACAGGCAGCUGGUGGUGGAGGAGCACUUCAUCAGACAGAUGGACAACGUGUUUGACUCCAUGAUCUGCAUCUCGGUUGUGGCGUCCAUGUGCAGCCUGCUGGCCAUCGCCGUGGACAGGUAUGUCACCAUCUUCUACGCUCUGAGGUACCACAACAUCAUGACGGUGAGGAGAGCAGGCUGCAUCAUUGGAGGAAUCUGGACCUUCUGCACUGGCUGUGGGAUCGUCUUCAUCAUCUACUCUGAGACCACCCCUGUCAUCAUCUGCCUGGUGUCCAUGUUCUUUGCCAUGCUGCUCAUCAUGGCCUCCCUCUACAGCCACAUGUUCAUGCUGGCUCGUUCGCACGUAAAGCGGAUCGCCGCGCUGCCGGGCUACAACUCCAUCCACCAGCGCACCAGCAUGAAGGGUGCCAUCACCCUCACCAUCCUCCUGGGCAUCUUCAUCGUCUGCUGGGCCCCCUUCUUCCUGCACCUCAUCCUGAUGAUCUCCUGCCCUCGCAACCUGUACUGCGUGUGCUUCAUGUCCCACUUCAACAUGUACCUCAUCCUCAUCAUGUGCAACGCCGUGAUCGACCCGCUGAUCUACGCCUUCAGGAGUCAGGAGAUGAGGAAGACAUUCAAGGAGAUAAUCUGUUGCUACAGCUUAAGAAACGUCUGCAGCAACCUUUGCUCCCUCACCGGUAAGUUCUGAAAAGAAAAAAAUGGAAGAAAAGAACACACACACACACACACUCACACACACACACACAAAAACAAAGUUGGACGAAUGAACUUGAACUGAGACUGGUUCCGGAAAUUCAACGUCCAGCGCAUGGAGACUGUGUUUUAUUGUUUGUUUUUUUUGGGGGGGGGAGGGGUUUCCACUUACGUAUUACAGUGAAAACAGUUUUUAGUUGGGUGUUUGUUUUUCUGCCAACUGUUAAAAAGGACGAGCCAGAAUGGAGCCAGAAACAGUGAAGUGUUUCCUAAUGUGCUAAUGCACUGCAUCCAAAACACACACAAAGAGGCUGAUUUAUUAGGUGCAUUAUCCAAACGCUCUACCAGCCCCAUCCGAAAUCACGAGUCAUUUAAAAAUGCGUCACAGAAAUCUACCCUUCUAUCAUUCUCCCCUGACAUGUCCUCCUCUGUGUGGUUUAGCUUUUCUUUUGGUUCUCCUUUUCUAAUCAACGACAUUACUAUAAUAACCUACAGGACUAUGACCGACAAGGCAGCCUGAGAGAUCUUUUUCACUUCUAUCACGUGAGCCAUGCAGGCUGAAAGAGAGCUUAGAUAUUCACUGUUAAUUGCCGAUGAUGGCAACCCCACGCAGCCAGUGUUGCUUCAAAGCCAUGAUGUGCACAUCCUUGGCAAUUAGGACUAACCUGCGUGGCGGAACGGCCUCGGCAAUGACGCUAGCAACUCUGACAGGAUCAUGGGAGUUCUCACUGAUGUUACAAAAGGAGGCCAAAACUCUUUAGAAAUGCAAUUCAGCGCUUUAGGGGAUAAAACAUAAAGUCGUUUGUAAUGCAGUGUUCAGGGGGUUUGGAAUAUGCUUGAAUCAACACCAUUUUGUUGUUGGUGUAAUGGUUUUUAAAUGUAAAAAUGCAAUUUUAUUGACAGGUGCAAAACCAUAUAAACACAAACACAUUAGUGGGGCAGAGAUGAACAGAAGGAAGUCAUCAGUGUAUAAUGACAGUAUGUGAAGUCCUUCAGCUGACUGAUACUUCACUGGUUGUACAGUGGAACUAUUUCAGACAUCAAAGUACAUAUCUAAGUACACUGUAUCCAAGGAGUAACAUCAAGUACAAUAUAAAGAAAAGUUGAAGGAUUUUGAUUGUUGUACCUAGAAAAGAUUAUAUCUAAGAAACAGUUUAAGCAGCCAAUAGUAUUUCAAGAUAUGAAAUAUAGUGGUUGUUCCGCUGUUAGCAAGAACCGAGCCGUUGUAGAAGGUGACUGAAUGACAAGAAUGAUUUCUUAACUCAUUCUGUGAAGGUGGACGCAUGGCGGUGCAGAGAGUGUUUCUGUUUUCUCACAGAUUAUCGUUUCUCAUAUUCUACUGUCAGGACAUAAUGACAGUUUUAACAAAUAUGUGAAAAACAUACUUUCUUUUUAAAUUAAAGUUACCUACUGCAACUUUAAAUAUGUAAAUAAGUAAAUAAAUAAAAUGAUUCGGUAACGCACCAACAAAACUGUCCUACCCUGUCCGGACUCAGCUCCUCUUCAUGUUCUCAUGUUAGAUCCAGGUAACCUGUACUUUGAAUGCUCCAAAAUGCAAUCCAGAAUUGCACUUUAACAUAAUCCAGCGAUGGAGUUAAAAGUGAAUACUGAAAUAAAAAUAAAUAAAUAAAUAAAAACUAUAAACAGCUGAAAUCAGACACUGGUUCAAGAACAUUUAGUCCACGUUAACAGCUCUAUCCGGGAGAGAACGCUUUAAUGAACCUGUUGUUGGAAUUCCUGUUCAGUCCAAUGUUAUAUUGGUCAGUGGGGUGAUUACACUCUCUGCUCAGCAUACUGUAAAAUGUUAUUCACAUGAGAAUUGGAGCUCUACACCAUGUGUUGCACAUUAACUCACUUUCUUUUUUUACUUUGUUCACAGUCGAGUUGAUAAAGCCGUCAGGAGACAUGGGGCUUUUAAUUACACUUCAGUUGAAAACUGUCUGUGUCUCUGCGCCAACACUAAGCUCCAUGAAAGCACAAAUAAUUUAUGCAUCUUUCAUUUUCUCAUAUGACAUCUGUGUGCAUCAUAAGCUCAUUAGGAGUUCUUAAGCCAAAUUAUUUCCACAUGCAAAAUUCGUCAGAAUCAAGGCGCCGCAAGGCAUGGGUCUUCGUCUGGAUGUUUGUCUGCUCCUCAGUGCCAGCCUACACCUGCACACAGGUGACAGGGCUUUAGAUUUGUAAUAAUGAAUAUAAUGAAAUGUGUUGUCUUCAUCAGAGAAGCGGCGUUGAGCAUUGUGGAGGAGAAAUGCUUCCUGCUGUUGCUGCAGUAACUCCAGAGCUCAGCUGCUGCCUCUGUAUGAUUUAUGAAGACAGUUUUUCUCUCAUUAUUUACAAAAAACUAACACUGAAUGCAUCUUUUGCAUUCACUGAACAACAGAAAAGUGCUAAUUAAAAAAAAGCCUUAUAAUGUGAACGAUGAAAAAGAGAAAACAAGAACACAAUGUGUAAAUGUUCAACACUUCUAACUACUUUUCUGAAGAUUCAGACUUGAAAUGUUUGUAAGGAAAAACUUUAUCUUUAGCCAUGUUUUAAAUAAAGUGGCUAAACAGAAAAUGUAUCACAAGCAGAUGAAUUACAUAAAUAACACAAAUUAAGGUAAUUAUAAUAAUACAAUUUUGAGAUUUUUAAUUUAAAAUAUUGCAAUAAAGCUUGAAUUCUUGAUGAAAAUGGCCUGGUUUAAAACUUUUGCACAGAAGCUUGUGAUCUGAGCAACUCAAGACACAGAAACAACAUAUACAUAUGUACAUUUUAUUCAUAAGUAAAUGAGUAAAAUGAAUUCCCAUAUGGGAAGGUCAGAUAAUUAAUAGCUAAAUUAAUCAGACGGUGAAUACAACUAAAAUUUGAGACUAAAAGAUUUCAGAUCUGACUUGCACUUCUGAUCUGAAACUUGAGUCUUUUUAACAUGUAUGACUUAAUAAAAAACUGUCAUGACAGGCGAUAGUGUUAUAGACUGAGGCAUUGUUAACUGUGAAAGGAUGCACUUAAUUAUUAUCCAGUGAUGUUUGUGAGUUAUGGGCUGUUAACGAUGCAUAUCACAGAAUAAAAAUAAUUCAAAGCUAAAACAUAAAAGUAUAUUUUCUCAGUGGAAAGGAGGUGAUCAGUUCAGUCGUAAGUGUGAAAAGUGAGCUGAGUCAGUUUGGAGACCAAAUACAUAAUCCCAGUUUAUGAAUAAAUUUAGACUUGUUUUGACAGAAAAAAAAAAAAAAACAUUCUCGCUUUCUGGUUCUUACCAACCUACAUUUCAUUGUCUCACCGGAGCCCGAAGAAUUUUGCAGCCCAUGAAGGACGUAACAGUGUGUACACUUCAUGGCAGAUUGGAAAAAAGGAAAGGAUGACUUGAACUAGUGAUUUUCGCUGCUCAGUUUUCCAGAUCUUUCAGAAUGUAGGAAAGUUUUUGUCUGGAGACAGGAACAGUGAUGUUGCAUUAAGAGUACAGUAUUAUUACUGUCUUGCACACAUGAAGAGGUCUGCACUGAUUACUAUGUGGUGGGGGAGCAGAGCCUGCUGUUCGGCUUUGUUCAGCAUGUAGAAGGUAAAAACCAUCCAAGUAAAUGGUGACUGCCCCCUUUUAGAGGUCUAACAAAGACUUGCAGAUGAAAGCGCUGCCUCCACUCUGGGUGGAAAAGCAUUAUGAUAUCUGGUGCUGUGGAAGACAUACAUGACUAAUACAUGGAUCAUCAGCAGUGGCCUGUGUUGCUACAAUGUGAAUGAGUAACACCAAAAACAAGGUAGAAAAACUGAUGAUAAAGCAGCAGGACAGGGUGACAUACACUUACUCCUCUGACUAAUGGUCCUCACGCUCAGAUCACCUGUUAAAAGCAGACAUGGAAACCACAAAAACACACACAGCAGCCAUCUGCUCUUUCAUAAACGCUUUCCAAGAUAAUUACAAAUCCCUGCUUCACUCCAGGGGGCAACACGUUUAUCCUGCUGUCUCACAUAUUGCCUGACCUUUAGAGGAUCUAUUUAUUUUCUGCUCAGUGUGAAACACAAAAGUGGUUUUAUAUAUCGCCGUAGAAGCAUUGUUUCCAGAUAUUUUUUGUCCAAAUUUUUAUUAUUUUUUUUUAUGUGAUUAUCAGCAUGUAUUCAACAAACACAACAAACAUUCAUGAUUUUUUGGAACGGUCUAAAUGCCAGCUUUAAAAUGUCACUUUUUUUUCCAUAAAAGAUAAAAACUGUUUUUUUUCUUUUACCCGCCCUGUCCUAUAUAUGCAAAUAAGAACCUUUUCUGGUGAUGAUAGUUGUGGGUGGGGAAGCCUGAAUCUCAGUGAUUUUGAGCAACUUUAAUUAUUAACAACAAAAAAGAAGUAGUAGCUGGGUCCAGCCUCAAACUAUCAAUUAACCAAAUUUUUCAUGAGUCCAACAGCAGGAUGUUACUACUGGUGAAAAUGAUGAAGAAGACAACAGGAAGCGGUAACAGGAUGAUGGUUUACUGUGUGAAAAAGCUUCUUCAUGUCUGAUUUUAAAACAGUUUCAUAUUUAACUGAAACACCACUACUGCAAAAUAGUGGGGGGUUUUUUUCAACAUUAGCAGAAUAUUGAGAAAGAUUUGUAAACAUUUGUAAUGGAAACACAGCUAAUUUUAAACACUCCAUAGAUUUCAAUUCAAAGAGUUCAUACUGUGCAACAUCUUCUCUAUUUUAUCAGUUUUUUGAACACAAAUGAAAAGCAAAACUCACCAUCUAUCUUUUUCAUUUUAUGCCAUUUGUAUCAACAAAUCCAGAGUUGCACAAAUAUAAAGUAAUGACAGCCGUCAUCAAGCUGCAGCUGUGUCUGCAUCAACGCCAUGGUUACCAGCCAACCAGCCUCUUGAAAUCUGCCUGUGUGUAAAAGUGCAGCACCGUUUCCUCAGACAAGAGUGUAAAGUUUUCCUUCCUUCCUGUCUCUGUGCUCCACAUCGAUCCCCCUGUGUGCUGAGCUGCUGCCAUGUAAAAACAAGAAUGUACAAAUAGCUCCACAGCGCUCUCUGUGAUUGUGUGCUGGUGCCUACCUCCCUACUGAGAGGCUUGACUCUUCUUUAUCAGUAAAAAUGCAGCGACCUACUGAACCUGAAUGUUAUGAAGCAUUGCUAUGUAAACAACGUUAUUAUCUGUGCAGCAUAUUAUUUAUUGUAAAAAAAAAAAAAGUCGGUCGCUGUAUAUCUUCCCUAACAUAAUGUUUGUUCCCAAAGACAUCGAGAU
This is a messenger RNA of Poecilia latipinna (sailfin molly), 6634 nucleotides long. Its product is annotated as melanocortin receptor 5-like. The record is from RefSeq and is a predicted model, not a curated record. Gene Ontology annotation, molecular function: melanocortin receptor activity. Gene Ontology annotation, biological process: G protein-coupled receptor signaling pathway. NCBI's taxonomy places the organism in Eukaryota, Metazoa, Chordata, Actinopteri, Cyprinodontiformes, Poeciliidae. Gene Ontology annotation, cellular component: membrane. The transcript has 5 exons. Bases 298 to 1449 code for a protein of 383 amino acids.